This is a messenger RNA of Hydractinia symbiolongicarpus, 2324 nucleotides long. RefSeq lists its product as uncharacterized. The transcript has 4 exons. The record is from RefSeq and is a predicted model, not a curated record. NCBI's taxonomy places the organism in Eukaryota, Metazoa, Cnidaria, Hydrozoa, Anthoathecata, Hydractiniidae. Bases 423 to 1238 code for a protein of 271 amino acids.
UGAUGGUGGGGUGAGUCAAGUAUUGAGAGACAUCUUCUGAAAAAUAUAGCCAAGUUUACAUCUCUUUCCAGUCAGUGUUUAUAUUGUCAUUAUCAUUUCUUCUUCUUUACCACAUUUGACAUUUUUUUUUAUUCUUUUGCCAGAUUUUAAAUAAAUUUUUUUAGUUGAGUGAUAAUCCACGAAUUGUAAAAGAAAAUCACAACUACUACUUAACAAAACAACAAGGUUAUGUAGUGUUAUUUUCGUACUUAGAUUUGCUUUGUCAAUUUUGUUUCUCUUGAUUUGGUGUUUGUAUUCAUGGUCCUUAAAAUAUUUAUGUUUUUUCGUUUAAAAACAAUUUUGAUAUACAGAUUCUCAUAAAAUUUAUAUUUAAUGAUAUUAAAACAAGAUAGGAGAAAGACGUAUCAAACAUAACUGUCGAGAUGUUGGUAAGAGUGACAUUAUCGACGUUGUUUGUUUUGAUUUGGUGUUACCUCUCACUUGCAUACAUCACACGUCUGCAUUGUCGUCGCCAUGGAAAUUUCUCCAUCAUUAAGCCAGAUACAAAGUUUAGUGGUACUGUGGAGAAAUCUUUGGAAGGUCUGACAAGAUCUGAAUGUGUUUUAUCGUGUUUAACAUGCGAUAGUUGUUCGUUUGUGAAUUACCAUCCAACGUAUCUUGCGUGCGAGUUAAUGAAUGCUGGAGGAACUGAAACAUCAGAAGUUGGAUGGCAAUUUUUGUCAACAAAUUAUGGAACAAGAAAUAGAGGACCAAUUUGUCGAUCAUUUAGUCCAUGUGAACUUACAGAAGCUUGUGUUGAUACCUGCUUUGAAGACGAUCAAAUAGGAUACAAGUGCAUACCGAAUCAAUUUAAAAAGAAAAUAGCCACAUCUGUCACGGCAUCCCCUGUUUACAGUUCUUAUCCUGCAUCAAACCUGAAAGACGAAGAUGCUGGUACAUUUGCAGGCACACUAUCUUCUGUGGAGUCUCAUUUUAUCUUAGAUUUGGGCGCAACAAAGUCCAUUCGAUUUAUCACUGUUUAUUUAUACAGUGGAGAACCGAACAGCGAAAUCAGCAUUGGAAACCUAAAUGCAAGAAACGGAAAUACAUUCUGUUCGAGAGUACCAGAAGUAAAAAAUGUAGUGCUUGUUGUUGAAUGCGCUUCAUAUUUAUCUGGGCGAUAUAUUGUGUACUAUAAUAACUCGGGAUCUGCACAAUACUUGUACAUAUACGAAAUGCACGCUUAUAUUGACGCAUGAAAAUUCUCCUGAAAAUGGCAAUCAAAACACAGUUUCAAGAAGGAGCGCAUUUUCGUUGUUAUUAAACCUCACAACUUUGUUUAUUUCGGACGUAUAUAUAUAAUGUAGUUUGCUUUUUGCUAAUUAAUUAUUAAAUUUAUAUAUUUGACGGUUAUGUUAGUAUAAGAAUGUACGGCACGUGAAAAAUUAUGUAUUUGCUUUCAAACCUCACUUUCAAUACAUCUCCACUUUUCCCACAUAAGCCUUAAAAUUAACCCUACUUAUGCUGAAAUUCAUGCAGAGUGGGUGGCGAUUUUUCGGUUGUCUUUUUUCUUGAUCCAAGCUUUUUUUUAGAAAGACAAGGCUUUUCCACAGUAUUACGUUAAUGAAAUCUCAAAGCCGUUAGGCAACCCCUCUUUUGAGAAACUGCUAAGGAUAAAAAGGGGCAUGUGAAGUGAGACCGUAAAUCUGAUUCGCAUCAGAGUUUCAUUGACCAGAUCUCUUGUUACAUCUUAUACAGGAUAGUUAUUUAUUAUAUAAAUAUCCUGUUACUAUUUAACUAUAUAGCUAUAUUAUAUAUAGUAAGAAAAUGUUUAAAAUCAGGUAACCAUCUGGUAACAUAAAUAAUAUGUUAAUAGUCAGGCGCAGUAACGCAAAACAAUGUUUAGAUUGAAAGUUUAAACGCCUAGUUAACAUCCCAAUUGGUGUACUUUUUCUUUUUGCGUUUCAUUUUACAAGGUGUCAUAGUGCCCUUUUCAUAGGUCGGCAUAUAAAAUGCUUAAUAAGACAGAGAUUUUUUCAGUUAACUUGUAUUUUAUUAAGCGUUUUUGUCAAAGAUUUGGUUCUGAUUAAACCAAUGGAAUGUAGAGAGUGCGCAAUGUCUAAACCUAACGGUAAGAAUCUGUGAUAAAUCACUGCUGGUGGAGUCGAACGCACAACCUUUGAAUUAGAAGUUUGACGAUUUCUGGCCCAUGUAUUUUGUUAUGUAGUGUAGAUAAUGCUGCGUUUUCUAGGCUUUAAAUUUGGGGAAACUAUACUUUUGUUGUGCACACAUUCUAAUGUAAAAAUCCAAAAUUGUUUUGAAUUAGUAUAUGUAAUGCUAUGUUA